CUAUCUUCCUUUUUGUGAUUUACAAUUUUUAUUUUAUUUUCAUUUAUUUUAUUUUAUUUAUAUUUUUCUCUACCUUUAAAUUUAGAAUCCUUUAUAAUUGACAGCCUAAUAUAUAUUGAAUCUUUUUACAUCCAAUUUUAGUGAUUUAAAGUUUCAACCUUCAAGUAUGUAUAUGCACCAUUUAAAGUUUCUAUUAAACCAAGAAAAGGGUUGGAAAAAAAAUAAAUAAAAAAAAUUGAUGAGAUAUUUUUUGUAGCUUAUUGAUUGCUUUUUGAAUCAGCUAUUUUUCUUAACUUGAUCCUUUAUCGCUGUUUGUUGUGAACAUGGAUAUGACUGUUAAUAAUAUAUCAACUAUAUUGAGAACUACCUCAGAUGUUUUAUUUUUUGAUGGAGCAAUGGGCACUGAGUUGGAAAAAAGAGGUGUUGAUGUUUCAAACCCUCUUUGGUCUACAAUUGCUCUAUUAAAUAACCCUUCAACAAUUAAAGAAAUUCAUAUGGAUUAUUUGAAAUCGGGUUCUAAUAUUCUUAUAACAUCCACUUAUCAAACUUCUAUCAGGGGAUUGAUUCAAUAUGAUAAAUUAUAUUUCUCAGUAAAACAAAACUGUGAUGAUGUUAUUAAUAAAAGUGUGGAAUUAGCAAAUAAUGCCAAAAUUGAAUAUCUCCAAAAUCAAAUUCAAAAUCAAAUUCAAAACCAAAAAACAAUCAAGCCAUUAUUCAUUGCAGGCUCGAUCGGUCCGUAUGGUGCUUUCUUAUCAGAUGGUUCUGAAUAUACAGGAAAUUAUGGAGACAUCAGCAUUGGCGAAUUGAAAAAAUUUCAUUAUGAAAGAUUAAAGUUGUUAAUUUUAAAUAAAAAUUGCGAUUUUUUAAUAUUAGAAACAAUGCCUAAUUUUUUAGAAAUCAAAGUUUUAACUGAACUAAUUGAAGUUGAUUUAAAACAAAAACUAAGUGUUAACAAACCAUAUAUAUUAUCGGUUAGUAUCAAAGAUCCAUACCAUCUAGCUGACGGAACUAGUAUCUCACUCGUUACUGAUUAUUUGAAUAACAAAAACUUUUUUGACGACGGUAAUUUGAUAUCAAUUGGAUCCAAUUGUUUGCCAUUAAAGAAUUCAGUUUCGUUUAUAAAAAACCUUAAAAAUGCAAUUCCAGAUGGGUUUCCAAUAUCAAUAUACCCCAAUUCUGGAGAAAUUUACGAUGGAGUGAAAAAAAGUUGGAGCCCCGAUUCCGAAAUACUGGGAAAGGAGAAAUUGGAUCAAUAUAAAUUGGAAAAUAUAUCCAAAACAUGGGUUACAAAUGGUGCACGAAUUAUAGGUGGUUGCUGUAGAGUCGGUCCUCAAGAUAUAAAAAGAAUUGUAUCUUCCUUUUGAAAUAUCGUGUUUCAUUUCAAUUCUUUUAUUACAUUGCAAAUAAUAGCAUAUUAUAUUACCUCUUUCCGUAAGCCAAGCCAGAAUUUUGAGCAGACUCACAAAAAAUAAAGUUCUUGGUAAAGGAUUUCCAAAAGAACCGUUGUGGUGGAGUUUUUGCUUUCAGUUUCUGCUGCUUUUGCUGCUUUUGCUGCCUUUUGU
Messenger RNA from Ascoidea rubescens DSM 1968, 1562 nucleotides. Its product is annotated as Homocysteine S-methyltransferase. NCBI's taxonomy places the organism in Eukaryota, Fungi, Ascomycota, Saccharomycetes, Ascoideales, Ascoideaceae. The coding region runs from base 324 to 1364 and encodes 346 amino acids. The transcript has a single exon. The record is from RefSeq and is a predicted model, not a curated record. Gene Ontology annotation, biological process: S-methylmethionine cycle. Gene Ontology annotation, molecular function: S-adenosylmethionine-homocysteine S-methyltransferase activity; zinc ion binding.